AUGGCGACUGAUUCGCAACCAAACCAAAAGCUAACGAUUCCAUUAAAAACCAGAAUCGCUCUCUCCCUUAUCUCCACCUUCACCGAUAAUGCUCAACGUCCCGACGGUUCAAUCAACCGUCGUUACCUCCGCCUCUUCGAUUUUCGUGCUUCUCCCAAUCCUAAACCAAUCAACACCGUCUCUUCCUCCGAUUUCGUCGUAGAUCCAUCCCGUGAUCUCUGGUUCCGAUUGUACACUCCACACGUCUCCGGCGACAGUAUUCCCGUCGUCGUUUUCUUUCACGGCGGAGGUUUCGCUUUCUUAAGCCCUAAUUCGUAUCCUUACGAUAAUGUAUGCCGCAGAUUCGCGAGGAAAUUACCUGCUUACGUCAUCUCCGUUAACUACCGUCUAGCUCCGGAGCAUCGUUACCCAGCUCAAUACGACGACGGAUUCGACGUGUUGAAAUUCCUCGAGGAGAAUCGCGACACGGUGCUCCCGGCGAACGCUGAUCUGUCGAGAUGCUUCCUCGCCGGAGACAGCGCCGGUGGAAACAUCGCUCACAACGUAUCGAUCAGAAUCUGUCGCGCUAAUUUCACCGCCAUGAAACUCAUCGGACUCAUCUCGAUCCAACCUUUCUUCGGCGGUGAAGAGAGAACUGAAGCGGAGAAAGUCCUCGUCGGAAUGCCUCUGGUUUCGCCGGAUCGAACGGAUUGGUGCUGGAAAGCGUUGCUUCCGGAGGGAUCAAACCGUGACCACGAGGCGGCGAAUCCAAGCGCCGGCGAUAUUUCGGAUCUGGAUUAUCCGGAAACGAUGGUGGUUGUGGCCGGGUUCGACCCGUUAAAGGAUUGGCAAAGAAGUUACUACGAGUGGGUAAAGUUAAACGGGAAAAGAGCAACACUAAUCGAGUAUCCAAACAUGUUUCAUGCGUUUUAUAUCUUCCCUGAAUUACCGGAGUCAGGUCAGUUAAUCCAACGGAUCAAGGAUUUUAUUACGGAGCGCGUGGCUUCACUCUCCGGUUAA
Arabis nemorensis is the source of this 999-nucleotide messenger RNA. Lineage: Eukaryota; Viridiplantae; Streptophyta; Magnoliopsida; Brassicales; Brassicaceae. The record is from the annotation of a GenBank genome assembly.